Caenorhabditis elegans is the source of this 213-nucleotide messenger RNA. The transcript has a single exon. The record is from RefSeq and is marked reviewed. NCBI's taxonomy places the organism in Eukaryota, Metazoa, Nematoda, Chromadorea, Rhabditida, Rhabditidae. The coding region runs from base 1 to 213 and encodes 70 amino acids.
AUGGCUGAGGUGGGAUUGGAUCAAUCCCAGGCAAUGGGUCCAGGCAGGAUGAGCGAGGAAAAGGUCCCCAGAAAGAGCAAGAAGAGCAAGAAGGGGAACGACGGCAAGGACAAUAAGGAGAAGAAGGAAAAGCCGAAGAAAGGAGAGGAUGAGAAGACUAAGGAAGGAUCCAAGCAGAAGAGUGUCGAGAAGGAUGAGAGCGUGGAUAAAUAG